Messenger RNA from Lampris incognitus (smalleye Pacific opah), 447 nucleotides. Its product is annotated as cytochrome c oxidase subunit 6C-1. Bases 89 to 319 code for a protein of 76 amino acids. The transcript is spliced from 4 exons. The record is from RefSeq and is a predicted model, not a curated record. Gene Ontology annotation, biological process: mitochondrial electron transport, cytochrome c to oxygen. NCBI's taxonomy places the organism in Eukaryota, Metazoa, Chordata, Actinopteri, Lampriformes, Lampridae.
CCUCCGCGGCACCGGUAGCAUCUUCCUGUUAAGACAGCACAGUGAUAUUGGUCUCUGCGAAGGUCGUCAGUCUUAUUUGUAAUUCACCAUGUCUCUGCCAAAGCCUGCGAUGAGGGGGCUGCUGGGAAAGCGCCUGAGGUUCCACCUGCCUAUUGCAUUUGCAUUAUCCCUGAUUACAGCUACAGUCUUCAAGUACUCUGUAACAGAGCCCAGGAAGCAGGCCUAUGCUGACUUUUACAAGCACUAUGAUUCUGCCAAGGAGUUUGAAGCGAUGAGGGAAGCUGGCGUUUUCCAAAGUGUGCGGCCCUCUGGCGAGUAAACCCAUGCUCUGUGCCGUUAUGCAUUCCCGGUCUGAAGCUCAAGUUCAUUGCAACCCCAUGGAUGUUAUUUACUGUUAAGAUGUGAACAUCAUUGUGUUAUGUUCCUCGAAAUAAACUAUUCUAUUGA